This is a messenger RNA of Fusarium pseudograminearum CS3096, 1407 nucleotides long. RefSeq lists its product as uncharacterized. Gene Ontology annotation, biological process: nucleolar large rRNA transcription by RNA polymerase I. The transcript has a single exon. Gene Ontology annotation, cellular component: RNA polymerase I core factor complex. The coding region runs from base 1 to 1407 and encodes 468 amino acids. Gene Ontology annotation, molecular function: TBP-class protein binding; RNA polymerase I core promoter sequence-specific DNA binding. NCBI's taxonomy places the organism in Eukaryota, Fungi, Ascomycota, Sordariomycetes, Hypocreales, Nectriaceae. The record is from RefSeq and is a predicted model, not a curated record.
AUGCCACCAAGCUUAAAGGAUAAAGGCGGUCGCCUUCUGGCCUUUGCCAACGCUGGCAUAAAAAAUGAGCCUCAAUCACAAGUGGAGAUCAAGCCAUCGAGCGCAGAGCCGCCACAUAAUCCUCAUCCACCUCCAGCUCCUGUGCCUCGCCCUGCUAGUUUUCCAAGAGAGAUCCAGGGGCUUGGUGGUAGAAACACCGCUCCCCCGAGACAGAACCACCCUUUCAGCCAACCACCGCCCCGUUCACCGCAGCUCUCGGUGGUAUCUUCUCCCAAUGACCGCGGCAAGACCAACUCGAACGGGCGACCGGACCUUUUCUCCGGCUCACAACUUGAUGAGAACUUUCUAGAGUCUGGCCUGACUACUCCUUACAACGAACCUGUUGAACCCGUUAGGCUCGGGCUCGAGUUAACCCAAGACCUUAAGAAGAACAUUCCACCACACCGACUACCUGAUCGCAACCGAUUCCAACGAACUGCGCCGACAAGUGAUUUGUUCACAGUUGGGGAUGACCUACGCAUGAAUGUGAUCAGUCGGCCUCAACGACACAAUAUCGACCACAUGGGCGAUGGUUUUCAGGAUAAUGUGAACGUUAGACAUGGAAAGGUCAACCCUCAAUAUGAUCAUGGGCGAGCUCGUCCCGAAUCGCCAGCCAGACUUGACUCUAGACUUCCUAUGCGUGAAGUGAGGAUUCGAAAAUCACACAGUGGCCGGUCAGAAGCCUAUGAUGCGAACCGGGUGAUGAGUCCCUCUCCUAAGCGUCAUCAGACGCAAUGGCAAAGCAACCAUAGAAAUGAGACCGCACGGCAGCCUGCUGUGCAGCAUGUGGAUGAUGAGGAUGUGGAGACCUCUUCUCAAGAGGAGGAGCAUGCAACACCAAGGCCUCGUGCAGUCCAACCUGUGAUCCAAAGAACUAUGUUGGAGAGCAUACCGGCUGUUACGAACCCGGUCCCAAGAAUGAAUCGCCAAGACAACAAACGGCGCCGCCCAGACCCGGAGUACAACGACUCUGCUUUGAGAUCCAUGUCAUUCAACACCCUUCAACAACAACCUUUUGAUUUUGACCCGUCAAAGGAUGAACAAAAGGGGACUGGAGUUAAUUCUGAAAAUAUAGAGGCCAAGUUGGACCAAUUUCGUCAUGUUGACGAGCAGGAACAGCAUGACCUCUUUUCCAACAUGUCAAUUGAAAAUUGGGAAACGUCUGGGGAUUGGUUUGUCAGUGAGUUUAGCGGUUUGAUGCAACGACUUAUGGAGUCGAGGAGACAUAAGCGCAAUAUCAUUCAGGAGUUUGAGCAGGAAGCGGCCGAUCGCGAGGAAGCUGUUCGCCUGAGAACAGAAGCCGUCGACCGAAAGCUCUCAAGGAUGAAGCAAGAUGGUCAACGAGUGGUGGAGGACAAGACCUCAUGA